UCGAGGCACAGUCUUAUUGCUGCAGCAAAAUACUUAUGUUUUUAGUUGUGCGGUUGUUUUUUUGUUCGGUAAAGUUAACUUCGGUAUAGUUUAAUUCAUUUUACUUUGAAUCCCAUGGACGUGCUAUCUGCCAUACCAUUAUAUAAGAAUGAUACAAAGAAGACAUAUAUCGUAGUCUGAGGUGAAGUAUUAACUGAAAGGAAUCAAAGAAUGGCUUCUGGACCAGACCCUGGCGGCCGUUCCAGGUUUGCUAAACUCGGAAUGGCAAUAAACGAAGAACUGACCAAGGCCUGUAGAGAUGUCUUAGAAAUGGAAGUACCCCCUGGGCUUGUCUACAAUAAAGUGAAGUUAUCAUCGAUUUAUAAAAACAUACGUCCUGAGCAAGAACGUCGUCUUAUAGGCGCAAAAACUGAUGGUUAUAAAGAAUUUGAUAUAACACUGUUAUAUACACUGAUAAGAAACAUAUGUACAAAGAUUCCUCGUCCAACAAAAGGUUGGGGUGGAAGCACGAUGCCGUCAGUAGGAGAAAUAACGAUUGGCGAUGACGUUGAGAGGAUUAGGAUGAUACGAAAUGACAUGUUUGGACACAUAAGCUCGGCUUCUACCUCAAAGACAGAUUUUGAUGACACAUGGAUAGUAAUAACUGAUAUCUGCCAAAGGCUGCAAGCGUAUACAAACAAAGACUAUUUGUCUGGACUGAGUAAUAUUCAAAGUCAAGCCUUAGAAGAGGAGUACGAAACAACAGUCAUAGAAAAACUUAGGGAAGAUUUUAAGAAUAACCAAUCUCUAAUGGAAAAGUUAUCUUCUGUGGAAAAGGAUUUGCAAGAAUUGAAAAGAAAAUCCGAAGACAAAGAAAACAUUCUGGUGAAAGAGAUUCUGGACAAUUGGCGGGAAGACGAUGUUGCCUUCAUUCCUACACGAGCAAGUGAAGCGGUUCAAAAAAAGCUUAAAAGUCUGAACCUUAUCACAGUGGUUGGAAAUUCUGGGUCCGGAAAAUCUGCAAUAAUUCAGCAUAUUGCACUUAUUCUCAAAGAGCAGGGAUGGAAUGUCAUACCGGUGGAUAAGGUGGAAGAAAUUAAAAAGAUCUGUUCAACUGGAGUCUCAGAAAAUCGUAUAUUAUUUGUAUUCAAUGAUCCUCUAGGUAAGGAGUCGUUAGAUGAAAUUUUGUAUCACUCAUUGAAAAGUUUAGAGAAAACGCUGGAGAUUUGCUUGAAGAAGAAUAAACUAUUGAUAUCAUGUAGAAGAUGCGUCUUUUAUGACAAGAGAAUCAAGGGUAACUUAUUGGAUGAUUCAUCUGCAGUAGAGAUUGAUAACGAAAAAAAUGGACUGACGAUUGACGAGAAAAGAGCGAUCUUAAAUCAGUAUUCACAGAAUCUUCAUUUAUCCGAGGAAGUUUUUACCGAAAUAAUCAAAACCGAAGCUUAUUUCCCAUUGCUUUGUAAGCUUUAUUCAAGGGAGGAGUACUACAAAGAAAAGGGGGUGGAUUUCUUUAAAAAUCCGUACAAAUUUAUUAAAAAGGAAAUUGAAGUUUGGAAGAAAACAGACAAGAAAAGAUUUUGCUCACUUAUCUUGAUAGUGGCUUUUAAAAACAAUUUGAAAAUCGAUGCUAUUGUAAAAAAUGAUAUUUGUUUGAUGAAAUUUAAAGAAAUUUUAGGUAUGUGUGAGUUACAAGAAAACACACAUAUUUCAGUCAUUCGUAGUACUCUACAUGAAUUGAAAGGAUCCUAUGCCAAACGUGUCGGAAAUGCUUUCCAAUUCUUUCACGACUUUAUUAUGGAGAUAACGACUCUGGUGUUUGGUGUGGAUUGUCCACAAGAGACAAUACAAUACGCAGACAGUGGUUUUCUGAGACGUCGGGUAAGGAUAGAAGACGAUACAGAAGAGAAAGAUCGCGAUCCCUUCACUGUUUACCUUCCUGAAGAGUACAUUGAUGAUCUUGUGGACAAGUUUAUCACUGACAUGCAAACAGAAAACCUUGUAGAUGUACUACUCAAUCCAUGUUUGAGGAAAGAGAGUGUGAUCAAUUCUUUCAAGGAAAAAGUGGAUUCGGUUGAAAAACUUCUUGUAAAAAUUAAGUGUGAAAAAGACAUAUCGGAAUAUCAAAGAUCAUUUGAAAGAUCUUUUUUCACAAGACUUGAUUUCCUUUAUUCAUUUGAAAGUGAAAUAUGCCCUUUAGUUGGUCUUAUUGUAUUUUGUCAUUCUGACAUUUCUUCAUUUUUCAUAAAAAGUAUCCCUGAAACAAAGUUGAAAGAAUAUCCUAUAUUUACUGCUAUAUGUGCGAAUGGAGAUUUAAACCUACUUAAUUCUCUCAGCGAAGAAUAUAAAAAAACAGCAAUGAUGGAAAUAUGGGAUGACUCUUUACCAAUUCAUUUUGCUUCGGUUUUUCAUAAUUUUUUAAUAAUAAAAGAAUUAGUAAGACUCGGUGCUGACGUAAACAAGUUUACACCUGAUAACAUGUGGACUCCGUUAUUACUUGCUGCUGGAAAUGAUGAAAAUCAUUUCAAAGAGGCCGGAAUCGACACAAAAACUGGAGAAAGACGUAAUUAUACAAGUAUUUGCUUAUUGAACAACGGUGCUAAAAUCAAGUUAUCUGAUAUUGAGAAUAAAGACAGCCCUCUUUGUAUGGCUUGUUAUAGAGGACGUGAUAUCACGGUACAACUGUUACUAGACAACGGUGCCGACAUCAAGUUAUGUGAUAACGAUGGAUUCAGUCCUCUUCAUAUAGCUUGUCAAAAUGGACAUGAUAGCACGGUACAACUGUUACUGAACAACGGUGCCGACAUCAAUUUGUGCAACAAGAAUGGAACCAGUCCUCUUUAUAUAGCUUGUCAAAAUGGACAUGAUAGCAUGGUACAACUGUUACUGAACAACGGUGCCGAUAUCAAUUUAUGUAACAAGAAUGGAGUCAGUCCUCUUUAUAUAGCUUGUCAAAAUGGACAUGAUAGCACGGUACAACUGUUACUGAACAACGCUGCCGAUAUCAAUUUAUGUAACAAGAAUGGAGUCAGUCCUCUUUAUAUAGCUUGUGAAUAUGGACAUGAUAGCACAGUACAACUGUUACUGGACAAUGGUGCCGACAUCAAUUUAUGUGAAACUGAUGGAACCAGUCCUCUUUAUAUAGCUUGUCAAAAUGGACAUGAUAGCAUGGUACAACUGUUACUUAACAACAGUGCCGACAUCAAUCUAUGUAAAAAGAAUGGAGUUACUCCUCUUUAUAUUGCUUGUCAAAAUGGACAUGAUAGCACGGUACAACUGUUACUGAACAACGAUGCCGACAUUAAUUUAUGUGAUAAAGAUGGAAACAGUUCUCUUUGGAUAGCUUGUGAAAACUCACAUUGCAGCACCAUCGAACUUCUAUUAAAUUCAGGUGCUGAUGUAAAUUUAUGCAAUAAAGGCAACCGCAGUCCGUUUUACAUAGCAUGUCUGAACGGUGAUGACAGUAUGGUUAAACUUUUAUUGAACAAAGGUGCAGACAUCAAUUUAUGUGACAAUGAGGGAGCCAGUCCUCUCUAUAUAGCCUGUGUAAAUGGACACUACAGCACGGUCGAAUUAUUAUUAUUAAGAACUGAUACUUGCAUUAAUUUAUGCAAUAAAGACAAUAUGAGUCCACUGUUUAUAGCAUAUUUAUAUGGUCAUGACAGUAUCGCUGAACUUUUACUACAAUUUGGUGCUAAGUUUUUAUUCUGAAGAUGGAUUAAAUGGUUUCUCAAUACCAAGUGCGUUCACAUUAUUUCUGAGAAAUGGAGGAAAAAUAAAUUUAAGCUUUGAUUAGAGCUUGCGAAAAUGAGUAGGAUACUAUCAUAUAGAAUUUUAAGCAUUUAUUUAAAAGAAAAUUACAUAAGAGGAAGAAUACACAUGCUGUAUCUUUCAUUUCAACAUUCAGAUAUAUCGACGACGUAUUAUCAAUUACAAGUAUCAAUAUUUAUUUUCAUUUAUAUGUCGACUUGCUAUUUCCUAGUGAAUCUGAAAUCGAAAACACCACAAAAUCGUUCUGUUACUUCUGUUUCAUGUUCGAAUGUUUUGAAAAUCAUAUUAUAUUUUUUAAUUACAUUGUUAGCAAAUAUAACCUUUUAUGAAUGGGUUUUACACCAAGUGAUAGACUGUUUUGUACUUAAAUUGACAAAGGAACGUUACCUCUGUCCAUCGACAAAAAAAAGCAUUUCGAGUAUGACCGAUCAAAAGGGUAUGUUUUCUUAUUUUGGGCACCUGAGUCUUCUCCUGGAGUGCUUGGGAUUAAUGUUUUUUGUUUGGUUUACAGGUAUUUAUAGCUUUAAAAAAAAUGUGUAGAUUGAUCUGUUUUCUUUUAGUUUUAGUGAUUCCUUCAGUACUGUUAAUCGCCAAAUUUUCUGUGACAUCUGGGGUUUUUUUUUAGAUGGAUACUUCGUAUGUAAAAGCGAGAUAUGGUACUUUAAAGAAAUUUUUCUAAAGUUUGUGUUACUGUUCAUAUUAAAUAAUGAUGAUUUUUUUUAAGAAAACACAAAAAAAGUUCUUUUGAAUAAAAAGUAUAUGUAUUUACAGUAAUUUAUUAAGCUUACUUAUUUUUUAAUAUCAUACGGCUUUCUUUAUUUUAUUUUACUACUGCUAUUCGACACGUAUUUUAGAUUUCCCGUAGCAAAACAUGGACAUUGCCAUUACAUUCUAAAUUUAUUUAUUCUAUAUUUAUAUCCUAUAAACGUAAAAUAUAGAGGCCUCUUGGUAACAUUUGAUAAGACGAGUUAUUUUUCUUUACACAUUACCGUAAAACAAUGGCAAAACAUAGACAUUAUGGGAGGCGGGGGUAUCAUUUAGUGAGGUCAUCGGUCACAGUACCUCUAUUUUAUCUGGGUGUAAUUAAGGGCUUUAUUUUAAAAAUAUCUUAACUCUUUACAGGCUUUAUUUUAAAAAUAUCUUAACUUAACAGGCGACACUUUAUUUUAAAAAUAUCUUAACUCUUUACAGGCGACACUUGAGUUCGAUUGAUUGAUUGAUUGUAUAUUGUUUAACGUCCCUCUUGAGAAUUUUUCACUCAUAUGGAGACGUCACCAAUGCCGGUGAAGGGCUUCAAAUUUAGACCUAUACUCGGCACUCAGGGCCAUUGAGCAGUGAGGGUUCUUUAUCGUGCCAACGCCUACCGUGACACGGGACCUACGUUUUUAAGGUCAUAUCCGAAAGACCCGUGACUUUCACUUCUAGUGCCGAGCGCUUGGCGAAGGAACAGUCACUACCUAUGUUUACGUCUUAGGUAUGACGCGGCGCCGCGAUCGAGAAUCGAACCCGGGCCUCCCGAUCACGAAGCGAACGCUCUACCACUAGGCUACCGUGACCGGUCACUUGAGUUCGAAAUGUUAUGUCUACAACAUACAGUAACUGUUAUAUUCUGUUGAUUAAUCGAAAUUCGUUUGACCAAUAUUUUUUAAUUGUUUAAAGAUUAUAUGUUCGGGGGAGGUGGGGUGAGGGGGGGGUAUAUAUCAUAUAUUCCUUAAUAUGUACAGAUCUUGACGGCAUGUGUCUUUUAAGCCCCUGUAUAUCAAUUCUUUGAUGAAGGUUCGCAAAAUUAUACGAAAUAAUGAAACAUGUCACAGAUACAUUUCUUUUUUUAAAUACAUGUUUUACAUUUGUCGGUAUAUUAUUGAUUUCUUUUUGUCUUUUCUUUUUUGAAAUUGAAAAUAUGUGUACAUGUAUUAAUUUUGUAUUAAUAUUGUUUGUUUGAUUUCUUUUAUAGUGCUUUUUUAUUGUAUGAUAUUUAGGAUAAUGCAUUCCCUUUUGUCAAAAAAAGGAAGAAUGAAGGAAUGUUGAAAAUAUAUAUGUUGUGCAAAGUUGUUUUGUGAGCUAAUCUAAAGUAACUUAUCGACAAUUACAGUACUAGUUACAAUUAAAUUCAAACUUUUGAAAUUAUGCAAUAAAUGUGGCAUAAGUUAAUGUGAUACAUGCGAAUUUUGUU
Messenger RNA from Saccostrea cuccullata (small rock oyster), 5920 nucleotides. RefSeq lists its product as uncharacterized. The coding region runs from base 211 to 3687 and encodes 1158 amino acids. Gene Ontology annotation, molecular function: protein binding. The transcript is spliced from 3 exons. Lineage: Eukaryota; Metazoa; Mollusca; Bivalvia; Ostreida; Ostreidae. The record is from RefSeq and is a predicted model, not a curated record.